GAGAGAGCCACAAGCAGCCCAGCUCAGACAUGGGGCAGACACAGCCCCUGCCAACUCCAUGCCAGCCUGUGCCCAGGACAGAGCACCUUCAGGGGGCACUCAGCACCCUCUGACCUGCCCUCAGAGACAGAGCACCCCCAGGGGGCACUCAGCACCCUCUGACCUGCACUCAGAGACAGAGCACCCCCAGGGGGCACUCAGCACCCUCUGACCUGCACUCAGGGACAGAGCACCCCAGGGGGCACCCACAGACCUGCACUCAGAGACAGACACCCCCAGGGGACACCAAGCACCCACUGACCUGCCAGACAGAGGGCAGCAAUCACAACAGGGUGCCCAGGACAGAGCACCCCCAGUUGGCAUCCAGCAACCACUGACCUGCCAGACAGAGGGCAGCAAUCACAACAGGGUGCCCAGGACAGAGCACCCCCAGUUGGCAUCCAGCAACCACUGACCUGCACUCAGAGGCAAUCACCCCCAGGGUGCCCAGAACACAGCACCCACAGGGGGCAUCCAGCACUGGGAGCUUUCACGAGUAAUGCGGGCAGGAGUGUGCCAGGAGAUCACUUCUGUGCGACAGUUGAUUCCUUGUCAGUUGACCCAGUGUGUGCCAGUUGAUCCCUCCGGUGUGUGCCUGCUUUACCGGUGUCUGCCAGUUGAUUCUGUGUGUGCCAGUUUAUUCUGUGUGUGCCAGUUGACCAAGUGUGUGUGCCAGUCACUGACAGAGCGCACAGGAAGUGGUUUGAAUUCCUUGGUUGGGAUCUGGCCCUUAGUGUGGGCACCGUACCAGCUGUACCCUACCAUGUGCCUUCAUGGAACCUGAACUUCUACACAUCAAAGGGAACAAAAACAACUGCUCCUGCUGACCCUGCUCCUGGAAAGUGUACGUUUUGGAUUUGUUGAGACGUGUCUCCGAUUAAUGUGCUGGAGGAUAUAGCAGUAAUGGGAUCCUAGCUCCCCUGGGUCCGGCACGGCUGAGGGUCCCCGCAUUUCUAUUUAGACAGAACUUUUUGUUUUGUUUUACACUUUAUUGGCUUGGCAUUAUUGGGCCUUCUCCUUGGUGUCUCUUGUUUAUUACGAGCCUGUGCUGGGCAGAGCCCGGCCCCGAGUUAUAACGCUGUCUUAGACAAAGAGACUUUAUAUUUACGUUUGUAUUUCCCCUCCUGCCAACUGGCCAUGACAUCUGGAUGUGUCGGAGCGAUGGCAGCUGCCGGUAACAUGGCCUUGCCCUGGUAUCACCGGGAUCUGAGCCGGGCAGCGGCUGAAGAAUUACUGGCAAAGGCUGGCAGAGAUGGCAGCUUUUUGGUGCGAGAUAGCGAGAGCGUCACAGGAGCCUACGCGCUCUGCGUCUUGUUUCAGAAGCAUGUGCACACCUACCGGAUCCUGCCUGACGAGGAAGACUACCUGGCAGUACAGACGUCUCAGGGAGUCCAGGUGCGACGGUUCAAGAAACUUGGGGAACUGAUUGCUCUGUAUCUGCAGCCUAACCAGGGCAUGGUGUGUACCUUGCUGUACCCGGUGGAACGAGAAAAAGAAAAGGAUUACGCUGAGGACCGAGACUACUCGGAUGGGGAAGAUGAGAAGCCGCCGUUGCCACCACGCUCAGCCUCUGGACUCUGUUCGCCCGGUGUGGGGCAGAGCAUGGUCUCCUGCGGGCAGGAUGCCACUAUUGCAGAAAGUCCUACUAAUGGGCUGAGCACAGUAUCCCACGAAUAUCUCAAAGGGAGCUACUCUCUGGACCUAGAAGCUGUGAAGUCUGGUGCCACGAAUCUACCCCAUCUCAACAAGACUUUGGUCCUGUCCUGCAAGAGACUGCACGGCGAGGUUGAUAAAGUCCUCUCUGGCCUGGAAAUUCUCUCCAAAAUAUUUGAUCAACAAAGUUCUCUGAUGGUAUCGAAAGUUCUCCAGCAGGCUGCUAGUCAAUCAGGGGACCAGGAACUUGAGAGCCUAGUGCUGAAACUCUCUGUGCUGAAGGAGUUCUUGUCUAAUAUUGAGAAGAAGGCCCUGAAGGCGCUGCAGGAGAUGAGCAAUUCAGCCCAAUCAGCGCCGAUCCCGCAGUCCUGCCGAAAGACCAAGAGUAUCCCAGUGCAGAUGUUUGAGGUAAAGCUGGACAUGGCAGAUCUAACCAAGAUCGUGAAAUCGCAGAAAUACACGUUAAGUGUAGACGUAGAGGGAGGAAAACUUGCCGUGAUGAAAAAAGUGAAGGAUUCUCAGGAGGAUUGGAACACGUUUCCCCACGAUAAAAUCCGACAGCUGAUAAAGUCCCAGCGUGUGCCCUACAAACUGGGCAUUGUGUUUGAGAAAGAAAAGGAUAAGACCCAGCGGAAAGACUUCAUCUUUGUCAGUGCCAGGAAACGAGAAGCUUUCUGCCAACUGCUGCAACUAAUGAAGAAUAAACACUCAAACCAGGACGAACCGGACAUGAUUUCUGUCUUCAUUGGGACGUGGAAUAUGGGAAGUGUCCCACCUCAGAAAAACAUCUCUUCGUGGUUCAGUUCGAGGGGCCUUGGUAAAACCCUGGACGAGAUGACAGUCACGAUCCCACAUGAUAUCUACGUGUUUGGGACCCAGGAAAACUCUGUAGCAGACAAGGAGUGGGUGGACAUCCUGCGAGGGGUGCUUAAAGAGUUUACCGAGGUGGAAUAUCGACCGAUCGCCGUGCAGUCCUUGUGGAAUAUUAAAAUUGCGGUGCUCGUUCGGCCUGAACAUGAGAACCGGAUCAGUCAUAUCAGUACGUCCAGUGUGAAGACGGGGAUUGCCAACACUUUGGGGAAUAAAGGUGCAGUUGGAAUAUCUUUCAUGUUUAAUGGGACCUCGUUUGGGUUUGUGAACUGUCACCUGACUUCAGGCAAUGAAAAGACAGCACGACGGAAUCAGAAUUAUCUGGAUAUACUGCGGCUGCUUUCACUGGGGGAUAAACAGCUCAACUCAUUUGAUAUCUCCCUCCGCUUCACACAUCUCUUUUGGUUCGGAGAUCUCAACUACCGGCUGGAUAUGGAUGUGCAGGAGAUCCUGAAUUUUAUCAGCCGCAAGGAGUUUGAGCCGUUGCUGAAAGUCGACCAAUUAAAUCUGGAGAAAGAGAAGAACAAAAUCUUCCUGCGUUUUAGUGAAGAGGAGAUCACCUUUCCUCCCACAUACCGUUAUGAAAGGGGAUCCCGGGACACCUACGUAUGGCACAAACACAAACCCACAGGGGUACGCACAAAUGUGCCAUCCUGGUGUGACCGGAUCCUGUGGAAAUCAUACCCAGAGACACAUGUGAUAUGCAAUUCAUAUGGAUGCUCCGAUGACAUCAUGACCAGUGAUCACUCUCCCGUUUUUGGAUCCUUUGAAGUUGGCGUGACGUCCCAGUUUGUGUCCAAGAAAGGUCUCCUGAAGCCGUCCGAACAGGCUGUCAUUGAAUUUGAGAGCAUUGAAGCCAUCGUCAAGACUGCCAGCAGGACAAAGUUCUUUAUUGAGUUUUACUCUGGCUGUCUGGAAGAGUUCAAGAAGAGUAGUGAGAAUGACAGUCAGAGCGUCGAUAACAUUAACUUCCUGAAGGUGCAGUGGUCAUCGAAACAGCUCCCGAUGCUGAAACCCAUUCUGUCGGACAUUGAGUACCUGCAGGACCAACACCUGCUGCUGACAGUGAAAUCCAUGGAUGGGUACGAGUCCUAUGGUGAGUGUGUGAUCGCCCUGAAGUCCAUGAUUGGCAGCACAUCACAACAGUUCCUGACCUACCUGUCUCACCGCGGAGAGGAAACGGGCAACAUCCGUGGCUCCAUGAAGGUGCGCGUACCGGCCGAACGCAUGGGAACCAGAGAGCGCCUGUACGAGUGGAUCAGUGUUGAUAAAGAUGAAACAGGGGCCAUCAAAGGGAAGCCUCCCACAGUGCGAGCCAAUCACGACUAUAUCAAGUCUGCAAGUCGGAAACAUUCUCCAUCAGAGUCACCAGGACCCACUCUUCAGAAACUGUUUGAGGAGCCUGAGAAAGGCUCGGCCCAUGCCACUGGUCGCCCACCCAUUGCCAUACCUGUUACCAUUAAGGAAGAUCCCUCGUUGGCACGGUGUAAAGCAGAGAGCCAGGCAGAAGGUGAAAGUCUAGCCGUAAAGAGCAGUUUCAACAAUCCAGCAUACUACGUCUUGGAGGGGGUCCCACAUCACAUGUUGCCCCCUGAUGGGCAGUUAUCCUCUGCUGGAACCGCUAAAAACAAAGUACAGAUCACUGUUCCCUCACUACAUGUAGACAAGCGUCGGCAGCCCCAUGCCGCUCGGUCAGAAGAAACCUCUUCAGAUGAGGAUGUUGGGACCCUUAAUCUGCCACCCCCUGACUUUCCACCCCCUCCUCUCCCUAAAUCUGCAGAGAUCGAGAUGUUGGACAAUCCAUUCUAUGUGUCAUCGGGGGAGCUGCAUUCACGCCAUUCAGAAGAAGCUGACCAGAAGACAGGACCUGUGAAACCUCGAGUUGGUGUUACAUUUAGUGAACCCCCUGAAUCCAAGUACCAACCCAAAGUUCAGUCAAGGCCCUCCGUGCCAGCCCCCCAGGUUUCAUACAUGGCAGAGACUCAUGGUAAUGUCCAAUCUCACGGGAUGCAGGACGACCGUUCCUGUUCUGUGCUUCAGAUGGCUCGUACUCUCAGUGAAGUGGACUACUCUGGUGGCAAGGCUGAACCUCUGAGCAGGGAUGCACAAGGACGAGUGUCUCACCAUCUGCCAGGGAAGGGCAAAAUGGACCUGCCUCCACGCUGCUUGGACUUCACACGACCCUUGGCCUUCCCACCACGCUGCAUCAGAGAGAGCAUUCAGGAGGAUCUGGCAGAGGAGGCUCUGUACCAAGGAGGGCGCAAUUCUUCAACUCUGCAGGAGUCCAGCGUGGGGGAAUGGCUGCGCACCAUCGGGCUGGAGCAGUACGAGGAAGGCCUGAUACACAAUGGCUGGGAUGACCUGGAAUUUCUCAGUGACAUCGUAGAAGAAGACCUAGAGGAGGCUGGAGUGUUGGAUCCCAAGCACAAAAGGAUUAUUCUUGACAACCUCCAGCUCAGGAAAUAGCUCUUGUGGCCUUAUUUGCCAUGUGUGGCCUCCAUCUUGUUGUGUUUACAAGCCCGUUUCUUAUUUAGCUCUGGUAGCCCUCAGAUCUAUUAAGGUCUAAUUCCUAACCCAGGAUAUUCCUGUCUUUGCAAUCCUACAUGCUGCUUGAAAAUGGAACCCAUUGACAGACUGCCAGCACCACCAUAUUUACACUGUGUGUUCGUUAAUCUUUCGAGAAUACAGGGGUCUCCUCCCAAGCACUGACUUUUUAUGUUUUUAUAUAUUUAAUUAGAAGAGAGCCUUUAUUCUGAGUUUUGUGAAGCUUUUUGGUUUUUUUUUCUUUCAUUCAUUUAUCUGAUUUUCUAUUUUUUUUUUUAGACCAAAAUGGCUGUCAAAUAGCAGUGACCUAGCUGUUGCUAUGACAGCAGCCUUUGUUUCAUAAAAUGGCUGCCGGCAUCCAUUUUUCACACCGUUUUACUACUCACCUUACAGGUGAUCUUAAACCCAGCAGCCCUGCUCAGGGGACACUGGUGUGUCACGCUAUUUAAGGAAAAGGACACACUCAUAUUGAGCCAUUUGGAGAUUCAGACACAGGGACUGGCUGUGGUGUUAGCCGUUUUCUGGUAUUGUUUUUCAUUUGCUGUUAUUGGCCACCAUGAAGUUUAUAAACUACUUACGCUGGCAAGGCCAGGUUCAAAUCUUCUUCAUGGUCUCUUAACGUCUAAAUCCGUUAACCAAACGGGGGAUUGACAUCUCAAACUGCGAAGCAGAAAGACCCUUCCAUCCCCGUAUCGUCUUCGCCAAGGGAAAUACCAAGACUCGGACUCUUCCAAUGAAUGUUAGAAUAUCAUACUAUCAUAAGGUUUUUUUUUGUUCACUAAAUCCUAAACGUUGUAUCUGCCAGUGCAGAAAUUGUUAUAAUUCUGUAGAAUACGUCGUUUAUUUUGUGUCCAGUCAUUUCUGUAAUUUCUGCGGUGUGUGCCGGAUCAGAAAAGGGCGUUUUCUGCACUAGAUGCACAGUAAGGGGCUGUGUGAAUGUGGACAUUAACCCUGUUAUUGCCAGGGGUGAGGACCCACAUGGACAUGUAAUGCCCGUCUCAAAUCUCAGGUGCACUUCCAGGGACUUGUACCAUACAAGUCUCCUCACUCUGCGGCUGCCCAGCCCUGAUCUGUGUAUUAUAUGCACAAUGUAUGCUAACUCACGUAAUGUAAUAUUCACAUAUAACUAAAGCGCAUUGUCUCGCAAAAAAUCCCAAUUCCUUCAAACAGAAACCCAUUGCAAGCCGUGCUGUAUCAUGCUGUAUCAUGCUGUAUAGUGCCUUGUGCUGGUUAACACAGUGAGUGCAAACCAGCUCGUUAUCACAAACACCCACAAUUAUCCUGAUCACAGAGAGACCCUCUCAAACCAUUUGUUUUGCUUUUAUCCCACACAAACCACAUCCUGAACACAGAUUACCCCAUAUCAAAAUCUUCACCCAGGACCAUAUGCAGGGACACCCAGGACAAUUUCUCUCUAUUCCCCCCAAAGUCCAAAUACUAAACCUGGCCGGGGAACUUCCGCUUGUCUUGCUGUACUAUUACCUAUUAGACUCACAGCUCAGGGCUAGCCAGCCUGUACUAGCCAGCCUGUACUCCCCAGCUCAGGGCUAGCCAGCCUGUACUAACCAGCCUGUACUCCCCAGCUCAGGGCUAGCCAGCCUGUACUAACCAGCCUGUACUAGCCAGCCUGUACUCCCCAGCUCAGGGCUAGCCAGCCUGUACUCCCCAGCUCAGGGCUAGCCAGCC
Molecule: messenger RNA, 6792 nt
Organism: Pelobates fuscus (common spadefoot toad)
Lineage: Eukaryota; Metazoa; Chordata; Amphibia; Anura; Pelobatidae
Gene: INPPL1
Product: inositol polyphosphate phosphatase like 1
Exons: 29
Coding region: 1177-5028 (1283 amino acids)
Biological process (GO): regulation of immune response; negative regulation of insulin-like growth factor receptor signaling pathway; phosphatidylinositol dephosphorylation
Cellular component (GO): cytosol
Molecular function (GO): protein binding; inositol-polyphosphate 5-phosphatase activity
Source: RefSeq, a predicted model, not a curated record